AUGACCACUUUCAAUCUCAAAAGCGGUUAUCAUCAUGUGCGAAUUUUGGAGGGGCACAUGCGAUAUUUUUUACCUUUCGGACUGUCCUCUGCACCAUAUAUAUUCACCAAGCUGUACUGCUUUAUCAAAGUUUGGAGAACUCAAGGAAGGGGAGUAGCUAUUUAUAUUGACGAUGGCAUUAUUUUCGAAAGGUCCGUGGAAGCAUGUUCAGAGACUGUAUAUAUUAUAAGAGCCAAUCUCAGUCGAGCAGGCUGGUUCUUCGCUCAAGAAAAGUGCAAAUGGUCUCCUUCACAAACAUGUCAAUGGCUAGGUCUUGAUGUUAACUUGUCAUCUAUGAUAAUAUCUGUCUCGACAGAGAGAUUGUCAAAAGCGAUGCAAAUACCAAAAGAAUUCACCAAAACAGCAGGCCCUCACUAUAUGACAGAUUGCGUUGGAGUGGAAUAA
Molecule: messenger RNA, 444 nt
Organism: Haemonchus placei
Lineage: Eukaryota; Metazoa; Nematoda; Chromadorea; Rhabditida; Trichostrongylidae
Source: the annotation of a GenBank genome assembly